AUGGUUUUGACUGAAGAUUCUAGUUCCAGUGCUUCCGCUGAUUCUCCUACUCCAAUAAUGGCAAAAAUUGAUCAUCUUCAUCCCUAUUAUCUUCAUGCAUCUGAUUCGCCAGGUAUGGCCUUGGUGUUUUCUGUUUUCGAUGGGACUGGUUAUGGAUCAUGGAGGAAAUCUAUUCUAGUCUCCUUAUCUGCUAAAAACAAACUUGGAUUCAUAGAUGGGACGUUAGUUAAACCAAAGGAAAAUUUUGAAUUUUUUAAUCUGUGGACAAGGUGUAAUGAUAUGGUUUUUUCUUGGCUAUUAAAUUCUCUUACCAAGGAAAUUAGAUCUAGUGUAAUUCACUCUAAGUCUGCACAUGAUCUGUGGAAACAGCUUGAGAAGAGAUAUAGACAGUCGAAUCUAGCACAAUUAUUUGAUCUACAAAAACAAAUAAUGGAAACUGUGCAAGGUUCAAACAAUAUUGCAACAUAUUUCAAUAAUAUGAAAGUCAUAUGGGAUGAGAUUGAUCUACUUGAUUCUAGAGUUGUAUGCAGUUGUGUUGAUUGUAAGUGUGGGGCUGUAGAGAAAAACAAUGCACUUGAAGAAAGGCAAAAAUUAGUGCAAUUCUUAAUGGGUCUUAAUGAGACAUAUACUGUAUGUAGAGGCAAUAUAAUGAUGAUGAAUCCCUCACCUAAUAUUGAUCGAGCUUAUUUUCUGUUACUACAAGAGGAAAGACAAAGAAGUAUACAACCUAUGAUUUUACCUAUAGACUCUACCUCUUUCUCUGUUGCUAGACAGUCAUCCAAUUUAGGGCAAGGCAAUCAGAGAUUCAAUAUGCAACAAGGAUCAUUUUACAGUACUUCAAAGCCCAAUUCCUAUCAGGACAAUCGGAGAAAUAAUUUAAGCUGCAAAUACUGCAAGAAGACAGGACAUACUAUAGAAAAAUACUUCAAGCUUCAUGGAUAUCCCACAAAUUUUCAACAGGGAGGAUUUAAGAAUAACAAACCAAGGGAGAAUGUACAACCAAUUUUUUAUAAUUCAGCACAUAGCAAUGCCAUCAGCACUCAGUCAGACUCUAACAAGCCUACAAAUACUGAUGUGUCUAUUGGAUUAAAUCAAGAGAAAAUUUCUCAAUUGAUGGAGAUACUACACCAAGUCAAAAUUGGCCAACAAACUACUUCUAAUUCUGAAGCAAAUGUGACAGUUAACUGUGCUGGUAUUGCUCCCUUUACUAUCCUAACUACUCCUAAAAAUUCUAUUUGUCAUUUUUGGAUACUUGAUUCUGGUGCCUCAAAACACAUAACUUUUGAUGAAUCUAUUCUUUUCAACAUCAAACCAUUAUCACAACCUGUUUUUGUCAACCUACCUAAUUCUUUUUUGAUUAAAGUCACACAUGCUGGACAAUCUUGUAUCCAUCCUGAUCUCACUCUUAACAGAGUGCUUGUAGUUCCUAGUUUCAAAUUUAACCUUUUAUCAGUUCACAAACUAUGCUCACAAUUUAACAGUCUGCUUACCUUCUCUGCUACAUCUUUUUUCUUACAGAGCCCUUCCUUGAGGAGGCCUCUGAAUCCUGGUAGAGUGAAGGAUGGACUCUAUCUGCUGCAGACCUUUCAUCCCAUGUCUGGAACUCACCUGCGGACAAACCAAACAAUUUUAUCUCCUGUUAAUAAUUGUCAUCAGUCUGUUUGCACCCUGUUUUCUAAUUCUGAAUUUUCUUGUGGAACUUUAUGGCAUGUAAGACUUAGGCAUAUGCCCAUUUGA
Nicotiana tabacum (common tobacco) is the source of this 1737-nucleotide messenger RNA. Lineage: Eukaryota; Viridiplantae; Streptophyta; Magnoliopsida; Solanales; Solanaceae. The record is from RefSeq and is a predicted model, not a curated record.